UAUAUGGCCAGCUGGCAGCCUGUGCCUCAUCUAGACUGUCCACUAUGGAACGUAAGUGGGAUGACUGGCACGAGAGAGAAUGGCAAUCAAAACGACAGCCCCAGAAUGACGGAUGACCGGAGCUCACAAAUGGACGUGGGGGAACAGCCCGGAAUGCGAAGUGAGGAAGAGAGAUUCCGAACUUUUCACAACUGGCCAAGAGAUGCUCCGGUGAACCCCGCGGACCUUGCACGAGCGGGCUUUUACUUUUUGGGAUACGGUGAUACGGUUCGAUGUUUCUGCUGUGAGGGGGUACUGAGAUACUGGGUACAUGGGGACAGCCCACUCGAUGAACACAGGAGACACUUUCCAUCGUGCGACUUUGUGCUGGGUAGAGAUGUGGGAAAUAUACAACGCUUCCCUCAGCCAGGACCUACGGAUUCGGUCGAUGGCCAACUCCUGACCCAACUCCAGAGGAUGACUGUUGACGAUCAAGCAGUUGCUGGACAAGCUGUAUACCCGGAAAUGGAGUCGGAGGAUACGAGGUUGUCAACUUUCCACAACUGGCCAACCACCGCGCCGGUCCAGCCUGAUAUUCUUGCCCAAGCAGGCUUUUUCUACACGGGCCAGGGUGACAAUGUGAAGUGCUUUUUUUGUGACGGAGGGCUGAGGAACUGGGAACCAGGAGAUGACCCGUGGCAUGAGCAUGCCAAGUGGUUUCCACGGUGUGAGUUUUUGAUACAGUCGAGAGGACGUGAAUAUGUCAGUAAUAUCCAGGAGUCUUAUUUUCACAGAGGAGGUUCAGCGGGCUCUACAGCAGGAAACACAACUGCAGCCCAUGAGGUGUUUGGGGGGCAGAGUCCGUCAUCUGCACUGUUGUCCCCUGUAGUGCAAACGGUGCUACAAAUGGGCUUCCGGGCCAGCCUGGUGGAGAGUCUGGUUCAGACCCGCUAUCUGCUGACAGGCCGCCACUACACCUCAGUGUCUGACCUGGUGGCUGACGUGCUUCAGGCCGAGGAAGAGGACAGGCAGAGAGGAGAUCAGACCACAGAACCUGUGGAGAGACAGAGCACCAGUUCUGGAGGGAUGAGAGCACAGGUCACAGCCAAGGACAAAGAUUUGAGUGCAGAGGAGCAGCUGAGGCAGUUACAGGAGGAGCGCACAUGUAAGGUGUGCAUGGACAAACUGGUGUCCAUCGUCUUCAUCCCGUGUGGCCACCUGGUGGUGUGUGCUGAUUGCGCAGCAAGUUUACACCACUGCCCCAUCUGUAGGGCGGUCAUCCGGGGCAGCGUCCGCGCCUUCAUGUCCUGAGCGCCGUGCGUGAUCCGACGUCUGAAGAGAGAAACUGCUUUAUUACA
Molecule: messenger RNA, 1337 nt
Organism: Chanos chanos (milkfish)
Lineage: Eukaryota; Metazoa; Chordata; Actinopteri; Gonorynchiformes; Chanidae
Gene: birc7
Product: baculoviral IAP repeat containing 7
Exons: 7
Coding region: 4-1290 (428 amino acids)
Biological process (GO): positive regulation of protein ubiquitination; negative regulation of apoptotic process; regulation of cell cycle
Cellular component (GO): cytoplasm; nucleus
Molecular function (GO): cysteine-type endopeptidase inhibitor activity involved in apoptotic process; ubiquitin protein ligase activity
Source: RefSeq, a predicted model, not a curated record